AUCGGUUAUCACUAUUGUGAUAUUUAUUAAGCUUGUGAGGUUUGUUUUGAAUUUGUUUUUCUACUUGUCUGACGGAAUGGUACGUUUAAGCAUAAUUGCAUUUGCUGUGAAGCCUCGCGUUUCACUCAUUAAGUUUCGCAAAGGUGGACUUGCUCCUAUUGACCGUACAGAACGUCUGUCGUCAGCUUCUACAGAGAGUGCUACUCGCAGUACAGCUAUUGAAGACUGGGAAUUGCCAUAUCGGUAUGCGCGUAAACCUAUUGACCCGGUUGAAAUGGAAUAUAUUAAUAACGGUGGAAUUAUUUAAAGUGUUUCGUCAAAAAAGGAAAACCUGAUAUAUUUGUCAUGAAGACAGAAGCGUUUGCAUAUUUUUAUUAAUAAAUAAAUCAAAGAAUGCAGUUUCGAAGUCGUAUUAAAUUUUUAUAUUAUAUGAAAAAUUGGUUGACAUGUGAUUCGAAUACCUUGAACUUAGGUAAUUUUUGUUAUUUACGCUAAUAACACAAGGGAUGUAUUAUAUAAAUAUACUCUUAUACAUACUUUGUUGAUUUAUCAAAACUUCACUUAAUUAAUAACUUAAUAAAAAAUGUUUUAAUCAUCAUGGACAAGUAAAACAUA
Messenger RNA from Bactrocera neohumeralis, 615 nucleotides. RefSeq lists its product as uncharacterized. NCBI's taxonomy places the organism in Eukaryota, Metazoa, Arthropoda, Insecta, Diptera, Tephritidae. The transcript has 2 exons. The coding region runs from base 77 to 307 and encodes 76 amino acids. The record is from RefSeq and is a predicted model, not a curated record. Gene Ontology annotation, biological process: 2-oxoglutarate metabolic process.